AUGCUAUCAUUGUGGAACGUGUAUCUCCGGACACAGCUCCUCUUGUCCUUGAGCCUACUUGAGCCAAUCCUGGCCGCGAAUACGGCUCAAUGGAAGUCGAGAUCCGUUUAUCAGACCAUGACGGAUCGUUUCGCACGCACAGACGGCUCGACUACUUCACCAUGCAACACCACGGCAGGACUUUAUUGCGGAGGAACAUGGAGAGGAACAAUAAACCAACUCGACUAUAUCCAGGGAAUGGGGUUUGAUGCCGUUAUGAUAUCUCCAAUCAUUGAAAAUCUCGAGGGUCACGUUUCUUACGGUGAAGCCUAUCACGGAUACUGGCCGUUGGAUUUGUACUCUCUGAACUCUCAUUUCGGCACACGUCAAGAUUUGCUCGACCUGAGUGAUGCUCUCCAUUCCCGAGGCAUGUACUUGAUGAUGGAUACAGUCAUUAACAACAUGGCCUACAUGACCAACGGGAGCAAUCCAGCCACGAACAUCGACUACUCGAUCUUCACCCCAUUCAACAAUGCAGACUAUUUCCACUCUUACUGCAAGGUUACCAAUUGGGACAACUUCACCAACGCGCAGCUCUGUCAAACAGGUGAUACAACCGUCGCUCUUCCCGAUCUUUUCACAGAGCAUGAAGACGUUCAGCAAAUUCUCGAGGACUGGGCGAAAGACACGAUGGAUGCUUAUUCGGUUGAUGGACUUCGUAUCGAUGCGGCCAAGCACGUUAGCCCUGGAUUUUUGCGGAAUUUUGACGACUCUUCCAACACGUUCAUGACCGGAGAAGUUCUUCAGAAACAAGUCGACAUCAUCUGCAACUAUCAAAACAAUUACAUCAGCAGCAUGCCAAAUUAUCCCGUCUACUACUCAAUGUUGAAGGCCUUCACGGAAGGAAACGUUAGCGAUCUAGCGCUGACGGUAGAAGCGAUGAAGGCCGCCUGUCCUGAUGUAACGGCACUUGUUUCCUUCUCCGAGAAUCACGAUGUUGAACGCAUUGCUAGUUUCAACGAUGAUAUGGCACUUGCAAAGAACAUUCUGGUUUUCACGCUCCUUUUCGACGGUGUCCCGAUGAUUUACCAAGGUCAAGAACAACAUCUCAGCGGAACGGGCACGCCGCUGAACCGCCAGGCGUUGUGGCUCACUGAAUACAACACCGACGCCGCGCUUUAUAAGCUGAUUGCAAAACUCAACGCUAUCCGAAAACAGGCCUAUAAUAUUGACAACGACUAUGUAACUACUCCGUCACGGGCCGUUUUCGUGGGUAGCAGCGAAAUUGCCUUCGUAAAGGGCGUCGAGGGCCAACAAGUCCUGAUGCUCCUUUCCAACCAAGGAUCGAACGGCAAGCCGUAUCAGCUCAACUUGCCGUUCAGUUACAACGCCGGCACACAGGUGACUGAAGUUCUGAACUGCAUAAACUAUACGCUCGACAACAACGGAUCACUAACGAUCGACCUGGAUGCGGGUGAGCCCCGGGUAUUCUUCCCAGCCAAGUAUAUGCCAGGCAGUGGUCUUUGCGGUUACUCAUCUGCCAAUCAGUCUUUGGUGGACCUCAAGACCAGCACAAAAUCGCCUGGAGUCAACGGCAGCGGAAGUCGUCCCGAUCGCACGGUGUGGGCUGCUCUCAUGCUGGCAAUUACGACAGGGCUAAUGGUGAUGGUUUGA
Messenger RNA from Penicillium cinerascens, 1653 nucleotides. RefSeq names its product alpha-amylase. The record is from RefSeq and is a predicted model, not a curated record. Lineage: Eukaryota; Fungi; Ascomycota; Eurotiomycetes; Eurotiales; Aspergillaceae. The transcript has 2 exons. Bases 1 to 1653 code for a protein of 550 amino acids. Gene Ontology annotation, biological process: carbohydrate catabolic process. Gene Ontology annotation, molecular function: calcium ion binding; alpha-amylase activity.